Messenger RNA from Arachis ipaensis, 822 nucleotides. Lineage: Eukaryota; Viridiplantae; Streptophyta; Magnoliopsida; Fabales; Fabaceae. The record is from RefSeq and is a predicted model, not a curated record.
AUGGGAAUCACUAAUGUUCUUUGCCAAGCACUGCAACAACAAUCUCAAGAUAUUCUUAAUACAAUGCAUAUUAUUUCUACAUCAAAGUUACUUCUUCAACAAUUAAGAGAUGGUGGAUGGUGCAAUUUUCUUGCAAAUGUUAAAGAUUUUUGUGAAAAAUAUGAAAUUGAAGUCCCUAAUAUGAAUGCACAAUAUGUUUUUGGAAGAGGUCGAUCUCGUCAACCAAGUGUGACAGUUGAGCAUCAUUAUCGAAUAGAUGUAUUCUUGGCAACAAUUGACUCUCAAAUACAAGAGUUGAAUAGUAGAUUUAAUGAGCAAACAAUAGAGCUUUUAACUUUGAGUUGUGCUUUGGAUCCUAAGGACAAUUUCCAAUCAUUUAAUAUUGAAGAAAUUAGCAAGUUAGCAGAGAAGUUUUAUCCCCUUGACUUUCCUUCUAAUGAGCUAAAUAUUUUGAAAUCUCAGUUGCAACAUUAUCAACAUGAUAUACCAAAUCAUUUGAAAGGCAUUGGUACACUUUCUGAAUUGUGCAAUAAGUUGCAAGAAACGAAAAAAUCAAGAACUUAUCACAUGGUUGAUAGAUUAAUACGUCUUGUUUUGACUCUACCAGUGUCUACAGCAACAACAGAAAGAGCUUUUUUAGCAAUGAAAAUUGUUAAGACAAGACUCCGAAGUAAGAUGGCUGAUGAAUUUCUUGUAGACAAUUUGGUCAUCUAUAUAGAAAAAGAAUUAGCAGCUAUUUUCGACACAAAUUCAAUUAUAGAUGAUUUUGAAAAUAGAAAAAAAACGUCGAAUAGCCUUUUCAUGAUACAAAACUGUAAGUAG